ACGGUUUUUGCGCUUCCGUUUCCAUCAGCUGCUCCAUAAUGCAGUCAUACAUUUUGCCGCCGGUUUUGCUAAUCUUGACAGCCAACGUGGCUGCUGCCCAAAACACCGGGUGCGGGUCAUCUUUGAGCAGCGUUAGUCAAACAUGUCAGAACAGCGGCUCGGUGUGCCACAGUCUCCAGGCACAGUGCUGGCAAGCGGCUUCAUGCGAAUUCUUAGCCAGCAUCGCCACAGCGAAUGAUGCGGUGACUGUUGACCUUCUUGCUGCGGCCAAUGGCAAUCAGCUGCAAUUAAAUCUAACGGGCAACCGGUGGAUCGGUGUGGGAUUCUCCAUGAGUGGAGGCAUGGCUAAUUCAGCGGUGGUGCAUUGCUUUCAUGACGCCAACGACACCGUGCAAGCCAAACUGACAUACAACAUUCCCAACGCUCAUUUUAAUAUUGGAUGGCAGAAUGUCGAUCAAGCCCCGCUAAAUGUCCAAUCGGCUUCCUACGUGAACAACGAACUCCACUGCGUCGUCAAGCUGCAGAAAAAAUUCACUAUCCAAAGUCAAGCGUUUGACCUUAACCAGCCGGUGACUUUAAUUGCCGCCACCGGCCCUUUACGAAACAAUACUAUUGCCAUGCAUGAUCGGGAUCCAGCCAUAUCGAAACAGAAAGCCAGUUUCUAAUAACUGCAUCCGGAAGCAGUUCCACUCGACAGCCAGUUAAUUAAAGCACAAGACCACCCGCCUGCGGCUUUUGGCGUGGACAGUGUCUGCUAGCUAUUUGCUCUGGUUUUUUUUUGCGGUUGCUGUCUGCAUUACAGAUCUACCGACUCCGUUUUCGCUCAGCUUAUAAUGGUUUGACUGUAUCUUGACUGUGUAAAGACGAGCGCAUACGGAAAAGCUCUUGUGUAAAAUAAU
This is a messenger RNA of Paramacrobiotus metropolitanus, 899 nucleotides long. RefSeq names its product DOMON domain-containing protein FRRS1L-like. Gene Ontology annotation, biological process: regulation of glutamate receptor signaling pathway. Lineage: Eukaryota; Metazoa; Tardigrada; Eutardigrada; Parachela; Macrobiotidae. The transcript is spliced from 4 exons. The coding region runs from base 39 to 665 and encodes 208 amino acids. The record is from RefSeq and is a predicted model, not a curated record.